GUGUGAUUGGCGGUUUGUUUUGUGUAUUGUAGUUUUGUUUUGUUGCGUUAAGAUUUGAGUUUCAUAUACACGAGUACAGUAAGUAUCACUGCGUUUUCUGCCACAGAGUAGCAACCUAGGGCUUCGCUGAACCGGUGGUGCGAUGCCGUUUUCAGUAAAGUGUUUGUUACACUAUGGAGAAGAUUUGUGAAAUUUGACCGACUUCAAAAAAGAUGAAUUAUGACGUGAAACGGGACAACGAUAGUUUAUCACAGGAUAAAAUUUUACUGUAUCACAGUAGAUGAAAAGAUUCGUCAGGAAGGCAGAUUAACUUAAUAUGGCUGAAGAAGAUGACGAUAAUUUUAACGAUUUGAUGUUUAAUAUAAAUCAACCAGAGCGACUCGAGGUUGCGUCUGUUUCCGAUGAUUCCAAUAUUGGAUCAUCUGUUAGUAAUUUUGGAAUUGACAGAAACAAUCCGCUUGAAAACCAACGAUAUAUACGUGAAAAUCAAGAUCCGCAAGCAAUUGUUCAAGGUAUCGGAAUUGUUGAAUUAAAUAUUGAUGAAAUUGUUGAACAUGAAAGUGGAUUAGCUAGUUCAAUUUCUAGAACAAGAAGCAGUGAAUUUAUUCCUGAAAUAAUAAAUUAUGAAACUGAGUUUGUCCAUGAGGGUGAAACAGAUUCAGAAGUAGGUAUAGAGGAAUCUUCACAAAUUAGUUUCGAAAACUUUGACGAUUCAAAUACUUCACCAUUUGACCUAGCAAUUGAAAGAGGCUUAUAUCAUCAAGCCAAAAUUUAUUAUGAUGACGCUUUAUUAAAUGGUUCAAAACUUGAUACAAAGUUUAUAAAAUCAGAAGAAAGCAAUGAAAGUGAAAUGUUAGCAUUACGAGACGCAUUAAUAUACAUGUUGCAAUCUGACUCUACAGUUUAUUUAGAGUAUAUUGAUAAAAAUGUUUUCAAAAUAAUGCCAUAUUGUUAUAACAAACCAAAUGAAGAGAAAAUAAAAAUUCAAAUGAGAGAAGAAACGACAAAUAUAAUAAAAGCCUUUCGUGAGAGUUUUGAAAGUUUCCUAACUAAAGUCUCUAUUAUUUAUAGCGAAGACCAAGCUGAUGAAUGUGCUACUGAUUGUGAAUCUAUUGAGUACACCGAUAGGAACGAGAAUGAUAGUGAGGGUACAUUGGAUGUUGAUAACCUUAGUGUAGAUACAGACACAACUGAUGUACCUGCAAGUUGACACAGCCAAAGAAAACACGUUAUUAGAUUUUCAUUAUUAUUCAAAUCGUAUGAACAAAGACCAAGAUAAGUUUAAUAAGUAAAUAAAAUAUUUUUUUACUUAAAAGUCCACAAUGGUGCUAUGUAUCUCGAAGAUUAGAAUUAGAAGUUAAUAUUUUAUGAUUAAGUACUAUGUCGUGUCUAAUUCUACAUAUAAAGUUAAAAUCAUUAUUUCAAUUUCUUCACUAUGACUAGAUUUUGUUGUUAAAUAAAUUUUAUUAUAACACGAAUGAUUUAUAUGCAAUCUGAUUCCUCAUUAGACCCUGUGUAUACUACCAUAGCAUGUAGUCUCAACUUUACCACGUAAUAUUGACUAUUUUCGUAGUUAUGUUCUAACCGAUGCUCUUACGACAAGGGAAACGUCGUGAGGAAACCUGCACUUUCAGACAACUGAUUGUGUAACCAUGAGCGAUGCAUGUUCCGGGGUUCUCGCUAGAGUGGUGAGGUUUUGACCAGGACCAUUCCGGAUGAAGAAGAAGACACUUAAUAAUGCAAG
Messenger RNA from Amyelois transitella, 1744 nucleotides. RefSeq lists its product as uncharacterized. The transcript has 3 exons. NCBI's taxonomy places the organism in Eukaryota, Metazoa, Arthropoda, Insecta, Lepidoptera, Pyralidae. The record is from RefSeq and is a predicted model, not a curated record. The coding region runs from base 317 to 1210 and encodes 297 amino acids.